Molecule: messenger RNA, 2217 nt
Organism: Eimeria tenella
Lineage: Eukaryota; Apicomplexa; Conoidasida; Eucoccidiorida; Eimeriidae
Exons: 1
Coding region: 1-2217 (738 amino acids)
Source: RefSeq, a predicted model, not a curated record
AUGCUACAGCAGUUGCACCGGCAUCGAUGCCUGCCGCAUUUGCUGCUUCUACUGCUGCAGCUGGCAGCGCAAGGGCACCAAGCUGCCAGCGCUUCCUCGGAGCGCUCCGCAGAGGCGGAGCUACAAAUGCCUUCUCAGUCAGACUUCCACUGGUCUUUUGCUGCGAAAGGUCCUGAGAUCUCAGCAGCAGGCUUCCCUCAGCCGCAACAGUUUUCUUUCUCGGAUUAUGCUACAGGCGCAGCCGCCUCUGCGGCAGCUGGAGUGGCGGCUGCGGAAGCAGCAGGAGCAGGCCUUUCAAUAGACCACACAACAGCAUCUGAUCGGGAUCUUCUGAGUCGUCCGCCCAGCCGGAAUGUAUCUCUCCCCCGAAACCGUUACCGGGAGCUGCUGGGAGACAUAGGAGACAUAUCCGUGGAGGCCUCAAGCCCCACCCUGGACCAGCGGAAGGGCAGGAUUAUCAGCUCAAGGUUAUGGAAUUGGGGGAUUAAGGAUCUGUAUGUCUUUUUGCUUCUGGGGAUCGCCGUGUAUGGGGUGCUGGCGCUGCGGGAUAAGCUGGAGGCCGCAGCCGUGGUCAAACAGCUAGCCACUGUGGAAACCGCAGCAAUUGAGGCUGAGCAGCUAGCUGCAGCUGUGGGCACGCAGGCUUCUCUAGCUAUCAAGGAUAAUAUUCACAAUACAGUGUUUGAUGCUGUGGAGGCGAGCGAGGAGCUGCUGGUGCAGCAGCAGCGACGAAUGGUUGUGUUGCGGGCUACGGAGAAAGAGCAGCAGCUUCUGCAGCAGAUCAAGGCGCUCAUGAAAGACUCUGUAGAUCAGAUGCGGGAAAUGCUUCAGCUUUCAAAAGAAACCAUGAGGGAGGCCGCUGCAACCUUCCCCACGGCCACGCCGCCGGUGACCUGGAUCAACACUGUGGGGAACCACCUAAAGCUGCUGAUGGGGGCAGAUUACACAGGGGCAGUUUCUACGCUGCUGCACUUGCUCGAAGAUGAGAACAAUUACUUAAGAGCCCGCAUCCAUGCCGUGAGGGACAUUUUCUUGGCCGAGCCGGUCUUCGGGAGCGAGGUGGAGGGGUGCCAGCUGUCCACAGCCCUGCACCACCUGCAGUAUGGCUGGGCGCUCAAGAAAGGAGCCAACCUGGGUAUUGCUGCAGCUGCGGAUUUGCGAGAUAGCACUUUUGAGGCGCUGAAGCGCGCCGUCACCAACAGCCUCGAGGCGCAGAGGCAAGGCUUCGCUUUCGGGGUGGAAAGGGUGCGCGCGGUGCUGCGGAUGUACGGGGCCCCCGGCGAUGGCUUUUCUCGCAUGCCGGCCAAAGAAAGUGUGGAGCGGAUGAAGGAGCUGCUUGCAGCAGCCGACGAAGUGCACGGCAAGCUCGUGGAGGCCUCAGCGGACGUCCAGACAGAGGACACGGUGGAAGCUCUGACUGCAGCAAGGCUCUACGCAGAAAGGCUCCAGACGGAGUGCUCAGAGAUCCUACAUGAGUGCAACGAGCUCAUUAAAACCUGGCCGAGCCCUGGAGAGCUGGUGCUGGCGCAAGACCUGAUGCAGGCGGUGGCCAAGGGGCCUGUGUGCUUUGCUGAAAGACAGAUAGUGGCUGUGAGGGAAAUAGUGGCGGAGGUGGAGGGCCGCAUCAAAGAGGGAACUCACACAGAGCAGCGGCGACUGCGAGGCCAGCCCUACAUUUGCACCAGCGUGACGGAAACACUACUGGGCGCGCUGUCAGCUGCGGCCGAAGAGGCCUCCGCUGGGCUGGAGGGGUGCGUAUCGUUGCUUAGAGAAAUACAGCGAGCGGAAUCCGUGAAGACCGCCAUAGAGCUGUCUUGUAAGGCGCUAAACUACUUUGUUCCUGUGGUGGAGGCUCGUCGCAAGGCCGAGGACCUGCGGCUCCAGUUCCUGCUGCUACAUGCGCUGGAGGUGGAGAUUGCGCAAAGCCUAACUGUCGUAUCUGCCUACGAGAAGAUCCCUCAGGAAGCCUCGCCUGAAGCCCGCGCCCAACUAGAGAAGCUCAAAAAUGAGAUGAACACUGAGGAAGCCUUUGUCGAGGUGGCUCCUACCCUUCUCAAUGUAGCCAGAGCUACAGCACGCAUGAGGUUUUUGGCUCUGAAGAUUCAAGCGCACUCGCAUGCUGCGGCCUGUGGCAUAUCCGGAGACGUCGACAUCCAUAUAAGGCGCCGAGAUGCCAAGACAGAACAUACCGAGCGACAAUCGUACUUCAGAACGUGA